AUGGCCAGAACCAUAACAUUCGAUAUUCCCUCUCAGUACAAACUCGUAGAUUUGAUAGGCGAGGGAGCAUACGGAACAGUAUGUUCCGCAAUUCACAAACCUUCUGGUAUAAAAGUAGCUAUCAAGAAGAUACAGCCAUUUAGCAAGAAACUUUUCGUAACCAGGACCAUACGUGAGAUCAAACUGCUACGGUAUUUCCACGAACACGAAAAUAUAAUAAGUAUAUUAGAUAAAGUAAGACCAGUAUCCAUCGACAAGUUGAACGCUGUCUACUUAGUCGAAGAAUUGAUGGAAACUGACUUACAAAAAGUGAUCAAUAACCAGAAUAAUGGCUCCUCUACUUUAAGUGAUGAUCACAUUCAAUAUUUCACUUACCAGAUUUUGAGGGCGCUCAAAUCUAUCCAUAGUGCACAGGUUAUCCAUAGAGAUAUAAAGCCAUCGAACCUGUUACUGAAUUCAAAUUGUGACUUGAAGGUUUGCGAUUUUGGGCUAGCUCGGUGCUUAGCUAGUAGUAGUGAUUCAAGAGAAACCUUGGUUGGGUUCAUGACGGAAUACGUGGCGACGCGAUGGUACAGAGCACCAGAAAUUAUGUUAACCUUCCAAGAGUAUACAACUGCGAUGGAUAUUUGGUCAUGUGGGUGUAUACUGGCUGAAAUGCUUUCAGGGAAACCUUUGUUCCCAGGCAGGGACUAUCACCAUCAGUUAUGGCUAAUUUUGGAAGUGCUAGGCACCCCGUCCUUCGAAGACUUCAACCAAAUCAAAUCCAAGAGAGCUAAAGAAUAUAUAGCAAACUUACCCAUGAGGCCGCCUUUACCGUGGGAGAACGUGUGGGCAAAAACGGAUCUAAAUCCUGAUAUGAUAGAUUUACUAAACAAGAUGCUGCAAUUCAAUCCUGACAAGAGAAUAAGCGCUGCGGAAGCCCUGAGACAUCCUUACCUGGCGAUGUAUCACGAUUCAAGCGACGAACCAGAAUACCCUCCGCUCAACUUAGACGACGAGUUUUGGAAGCUAGAUAACAAAAUAAUGCGUCCAGAGGAAGAAGAAGAAGUGCCUAUAGAAGUGCUUAAAGACAUGCUCUACGAUGAACUGAUGAAGACCAUGGAAUAG
Molecule: messenger RNA, 1107 nt
Organism: Saccharomyces eubayanus
Lineage: Eukaryota; Fungi; Ascomycota; Saccharomycetes; Saccharomycetales; Saccharomycetaceae
Gene: KSS1
Product: mitogen-activated serine/threonine-protein kinase KSS1
Exons: 1
Coding region: 1-1107 (368 amino acids)
Biological process (GO): intracellular signal transduction; protein phosphorylation
Cellular component (GO): nucleus; cytoplasm
Molecular function (GO): ATP binding; MAP kinase activity
Source: RefSeq, a predicted model, not a curated record